CAUACGUCGAGUUUUUUCACUAUGUUUUUUCAGUAUGUUUUUUUGUUUUUUUUCACUUCACCAUUCUCAUUCUUUGUGUUUUUACUCCAUCUUCUACUGUUGCUGUUAAUUUGUGAAAGAGUCUUAUACUAUUGGAUAAUCUUCGAUUACCUGAAUCGAUUUCUUUCUUACUAAAACGUUUUUACUCCAUUCUUUGCAUUUACAGGUUCUGUAUCUUUAUAUAUUCUGGAGUAAUUAACAAAUUUGAGUCUUAUUAUCAGAAUUAUAAUAUUAGCUUUUAUUACUUGACAUAUUUAUUUUAUAAUACCGAGGAAUAUACUGAUAUACAUUCCAAAGAUAACAACACACUAGCCUAAACAUAGGAGAUUAAAUAGAGAUAAACGUAAUCAACUUGUCUUUUGUAAAAUCAAAAUAUAUUAUGGUUGUAUGUAUAUGAAUAUAAUUUCAUUAGAAAAUGGGAAAGCUCGUAAGAACUUCUACACCCCUUCUCUUCCAAUCAAAACUCCUCUGUUCUUCUCUUUCUUACCUCUUCCUUUCUCUCUUCUUCGCUUUCUACACUUCUCUUUCUCCCACCACCAAAUGCCAUUUCCGAUCAUCCCCCUUCGAUCCCAUCCAAUCACCUCUCUUCAUUUACCCUCAAUCUUAUGGCCAACAUAAACACCCAAUUCCCACCAUCAAAUCCUCCUGCAAUUCCCCUGUUUUUUUCUCAGAUUAUUCAUUUGUAUUGGAUGAAAUCCGACGAGUUAUUGAGAAUUCUUCCUCAGAUUCCAAUGGAUUGAGGUAUGUACAAGGGAAUGAAAAUGGUGAAAAGUUUGGGAUGAAUUACACUACUCAAACACGACUAUCGUAUUAUGAUUAUCAUGACGAUGGAAUCGAAAUCCCUUGUGGGUUUCUUAAGAAAUUUCCGAUCAGUGAUUACGAUAGAAUCGCAAUGGAAAGUUGCAACGGAGUGGUGGUGGUUUCCGCCAUUUUUGGAAACCACGACAAAAUCCGUCAACCUCAAGGCCUCGGAUUUAACACCCUGGAUCACGUUUGUUUCUACAUGUUUGUCGACAAUGUCACAAUCAAACAACUCUACUUUCACAACUUACUCUCGAGAAAAACAAAGGAAAACAGGAUCGGAGUAUGGAGAAUUGUAGAAGUUUCAAGUGAAGAACUUUACGAAAAUCCAGCCAUGAAUGGUGUAAUCCCGAAAUACUUGGUUCAUAGACUUUUUCCAAAUUCCAAAUAUAGCAUCUGGGUUGAUGCGAAAAUGCAAUUGGUGGUUGAUCCGUUAUUAUUGCUUCAUUCACUUGUAAUCAUGGAAGAUGUAGAUAUGGCGAUUUCAAAACAUCCUUUAUAUGUUCAUACGAUGGAAGAAGCCAUGGCGACUGCAAGGUGGAAAAAAUGGUGGGAUGUUGAUUCUUUGAAGAUUCAAAUUGAAACGUAUUGUGAAAACGGCUUGCAACCAUGGUCAUCUAAAAAACAUCCAUACACUUCAGAUGUUCCAGAUAGUGCAAUUAUCUUAAGGAAGCAUGGUGUGAGAAACAAUUUAUUUUCAUGUCUAUUAUUUAAUGAGUUAGAAGCAUUUAACCCAAGGGAUCAACUAGCUUUUGCAUUUGUGAGAGACCAAAUGAACCCAAAGAUGAAGAUCAACAUGUUCGACGUGGAAGUAUUUGAACAUAUGGCAUCCGAGUAUAGGCACAGUAUUAAACGUGGGCCCGAUGUGAUCCAAUCGAUUAGAACCAAGAGGGCUAACCCUGGUUUGCCUGCUAAUGGUGGUAUUCGAACCAAAUGUGAUAAGUACUUAGAAAAAAUGUGGGAUGAAUGAUUUCAAGUCGGCUAAUGUCAUGAUUUGUGAUUUAUGAUCGAUUUGUUCAUGAAA
Lactuca sativa (garden lettuce) is the source of this 1864-nucleotide messenger RNA. RefSeq names its product alkaline ceramidase TOD1. The record is from RefSeq and is a predicted model, not a curated record. NCBI's taxonomy places the organism in Eukaryota, Viridiplantae, Streptophyta, Magnoliopsida, Asterales, Asteraceae.